Messenger RNA from Calliphora vicina (urban bluebottle blowfly), 1019 nucleotides. Its product is annotated as ficolin-2-like. Lineage: Eukaryota; Metazoa; Arthropoda; Insecta; Diptera; Calliphoridae. The record is from RefSeq and is a predicted model, not a curated record. The transcript is spliced from 6 exons. The coding region runs from base 16 to 930 and encodes 304 amino acids.
UUUUUGCGCGAUAAAAUGUUAAAUUUGAAUAUUAUAAUUUUGAGUUUAAUUGUUAUCAAUAGUGGCGCUAUUGGUCAUGAAUGUGAGGGUUCCAAUACACUGACGUAUGUCGAUGAGAUUGAGAUACUUAAAAAGAUUUUUAACAAUUUGAAUGAUCUUAAAAGUGGUCUUAAGCAGUGUAAUUCAAGAUUUGAAGAAAGUCAGAAAGAUUUUGAGGUCACUUUAAAUGAUUCAUCUAUAUUCGAUAUUCGUUUUGAUGCUCUACCUGAAAAGUGCAAAACCAAGGUCCCACCCAAAAGUUGUGCCGAAGCCACUUACUGCACUCAGCGUAGUGGUAUAUAUAGGAUAUUGUUGGAAAAAUACAGCAGUGAACCUUUUCUGGUCGAGUGUGAUAUUAAGACUGAAGGUGGUGGCUGGAUUUUAAUACAAAGACGUCAAGAUGGCUCCGUGGAUUUCUAUCGCAAUUGGGCUGAAUACCAAAAAGGAUUUGGCAACAUCGAUGGAGAAUUCUUUAUUGGUCUAGACAAGUUGCAUGCCCUGACAAACUACAAUGGUCCACAGGAGUUGCUUAUUGUUUUGGAAGAUAAUAACGAAAUCAAACAGGCAAAGUACAGUAACUUUGUUGUCGGCAAUGAGAGUGAAAUGUAUGCUUUAAAACAUUUGGGAGUUUAUUCGGGAGAUGCAGGCGAUUCCUUGAUCUCGCAUAUGGGCAUGAAAUUUAGUACCAAAGAUCGUGAUAAUGAUGAGUAUGAAUCGAAUUGUGCGGAAGUUUAUACUGGUGCUUGGUGGUACAAGAAAUGUCAUGUAAGCAAUCUCAAUGGCAAAUAUGGUGAUCAUGCGUAUGCCAAAGGCAUCACAUGGCAGACAUUCCGUGGUUACAACGUCUCUACUAGACAUGCUAAAAUGAUGAUCAGACGCAGAAGAUUUUAAAUGUUCAUUCUAGAUUAAAGACAUUUAUUUAACAAUGCUUUUGGUUUUGAAAUAAAAUAAAGAAUACUUAACGGAACAGUUUAAAUAAA